GUUGACUUUCGCAAAGCUGGGCGCCUAGGCUUCGACUAGCGACCGAGCGCCAUCCUCUUCCUAGGAAAUCCAUUUGAUGGUGCAGCAUAUCGUAAAUGACGAAGGACUCUGAGUGAAAGCCUCUCUAAAGCCCAAACAACCGAAUUCGAGCUCCCAUAAGAAACCCGACCGCGCGACCUUCUGCGUCGCCGUCUUCUUCCCAGUCCUUUGAUCUUCGCGCCUGGGGUCAGGUCAGAUCAGACAUCUUUCCUACAUCCACCACCCCGGUUACAUCGAAACACGCAGCAACAAUGAACGCUACCAAACGAAAGUUCAACGCCCUUAUCCAGGGUAUGGGCAGAUCCUCCGCAUCUACGAAAUCGAACGACACCACGAGCUUGCCCUCCGAAUCCCCUCGUCCAUCGACGACUUCCCUCCAGCCCUCCAACACGAAUUCUACAAACACGAACACAACGGCCGAUACCUCUGUAAAACCGAGCAUGUCGAUUGAAGAGGACAUCUUGUUGAAGCGGCGGCGCCUGCAAGCACUGACGGAAAAGAAUGCCGCUACGAUCAACAGCUCCCCUUCGAUUCGUGCCACGGGAGCAGGCGCAUCGACGACCUUCUCCAACGUGUCGCUGAAGAAGUGGGUUCCAAGGUCUGCCAACGUGACGGAAGUCAAGCACGCCCCGAAAUUUGCACCUAGCGACCGAAACGAGCUCCUGAAGAGACUGGCAUCGUUCCAGGAGAUCACGGACUGGACACCAAAACCCGAUGCAGUGAACGAGGUCGAAUGGGCGAAGAGGGGAUGGGUAUGCCAGGGGAAGGAUCGUGUGCGGUGCACGCUCUGCAAUAAGGAGCUCGUUGUGAAGCUGAACAAACGCGAAGUCGAUGGCAAGGAGGUACCUGUCCUUGUGGCGUCGGAUGUCGAGGAAGCGUUAGUAGAAAGAUACUCCGAUCUUAUUGUCACGGCACAUCUAGAGGAAUGCUUAUGGAGAAAACAGGGGUGCGAUAACUCGCUACUCCGGCUAUCUCUAACGAAUGCUAAAAUCAGUAUGGAGGCUUUGCGGACACGCUAUGAUGAGCUCUGUGCAAGGAAACCCUUCCUCCCCUAUGAGUUCAACUUGAGGCUGCCCGAGGGUCUCAAUAUUGACAACGUUCUCACCCAGCUGCCGGAAAACUUCUUCGCAAGCCCACCGCCAGCCAAGGACUCUCCGGAUCCAAAGGAGCCAAACAGAGUCGCUUUGGCCCUGGCAAUGAUGGGAUGGCAGGGCCUCACGAACCCCCGAAUUGGCGCAGUGCCGAAUUCGGCAUCUUGCCACACCUGCUUGCGACGUCUCGGUCUAUGGAUGUUCAAGAGUAAAGAGGUCAGCACCGAAGGCGAGAUCCUCGUUCCCGCGCCAAUGGACCAUCUUGACCCAGUCAAAGAGCAUCGUUUCUUCUGUCCUUGGAAGAACCCUGUGACGCAACGUCUGGGCAGCGCGAAGCCCGGGUCAGACACGGGUUUGGCGGCUUGGAAGUUGCUGACGCAGGUGCUGAAGAAUGAUGCUUACCUUCGCGGAGCGCUCGAGGACCGGCCGAAGAAUAGGUCGACGUGGCAUAAUAGAGGCGCCUCGGUGCCUUCGACGCCGGUUCGUAGGGGCGCUGCGGCGCCUUCGACACCAGGGGGUUACGACUCACCGAGCGCUGCUACCGAGCCAGCAGGCGACGAGGACGAGCAAUCGAGAGAAGCCAAGGACAAGGAACGUUGGGCGCGUCUGAGGAGGGUGAAGAGUUUGUUCGAGUCGAAGAACGCAAAGAAGAUCCGUCGGCAGCUUAGUAGGCCGGGCACGGCGCGCUCGACCGUUUCGGGUGUGGGAGGAGACAAGGAAAAGGAGAAGGAAUAAUGCAGGAUAGGCGGUCUGCACUAUCUGCUGAGUCGCUCACUUGAAAUUUCAAAUUGGAACGGAGGAAAUGAGGAGUUCUUGACGGAUAUCACACGGCCAUCGAAGGCCUGUUUUUUGCAAUUUUUCUUAGCUAAAAUACCCAUAUGAUGGAACUUGUCUGAAGCGUUGGUUCAUCAAUGGGUUCUCCCGCAGUUUUCGAGUGAACUAUCUCACCUUGAUAUCACUGCUGAACAUCCCCUUUCCGCC
Messenger RNA from Colletotrichum phormii, 2111 nucleotides. Its product is annotated as C3HC zinc finger-like-domain-containing protein. Gene Ontology annotation, cellular component: nucleus. Gene Ontology annotation, molecular function: zinc ion binding. The transcript is spliced from 3 exons. Lineage: Eukaryota; Fungi; Ascomycota; Sordariomycetes; Glomerellales; Glomerellaceae. The record is from RefSeq and is a predicted model, not a curated record. The coding region runs from base 291 to 1865 and encodes 524 amino acids.